Messenger RNA from Ustilaginoidea virens, 1806 nucleotides. RefSeq lists its product as uncharacterized. Gene Ontology annotation, cellular component: fungal-type vacuole membrane. The transcript has 2 exons. NCBI's taxonomy places the organism in Eukaryota, Fungi, Ascomycota, Sordariomycetes, Hypocreales, Clavicipitaceae. Gene Ontology annotation, molecular function: calcium:proton antiporter activity. Gene Ontology annotation, biological process: intracellular calcium ion homeostasis; calcium ion transmembrane transport. The coding region runs from base 1 to 1806 and encodes 601 amino acids. The record is from RefSeq and is a predicted model, not a curated record.
AUGGCAGUCAAUCACUUCAAGAACAAGCGUGCGGCGCACAACAUCAACCGGAACAGUGGCGAUAAUUGGAAUCUCUUUCGGCAUGUGUCUUGGAGCAAUCGGCGAGAAACAUGGUCUGGGGGCCAGCUGGAGUCGCAGCGGGAGGAGGCUGGAGGGAACGGCGACGGCCAUGACGAUGCAGCGCGAUUGACUCACGUUAGCACAGCACCGACGACCCAGCGCAUCACAACGCCAACCAACCCCUCCAACUCGGACGCCGUCGCAAGCUCCGCCAAGGGCAGCCACGAGGCCGAGAUUGCAGACGAGAAGCCGACCAGCCAUUGCUCCAUCGAUGACGCUCCGCUAGGCGGCGUCAGAAACCGAAGAGCUGACCUGGAUGGGCCCAGUGUUGCCGCCGACGGGCCCCUCGGCAUCCCUCCCGUAACUACUGACGAUGACGACAACAACGGCAAGGGAAAGAAGAACAGCAAGCCAGAAAAGGGCGGGAUGAUUCGACACGUCCAGCCCAAAGAACCCUUUACCGUGGCCAAUCAGCUGCAGCGCACCUUUUUGAACUCGUGGAUCAACAUCCUCAUGCUGGCCGCGCCUGCUGGCAUUGCCAUGCAUUACGCCCACGUCGACGGCAAAGCCGUCUUUGUCGUCAACUUCAUCGCCAUCAUCCCCCUGGCGGCCAUGCUCAGUUUCGCCACCGAGGAAGUCGCCUUGCGCACCGGCGAGACCCUCGGUGGUCUCAUCAACGCCACCUUUGGCAACGCCGUUGAGCUCAUCGUUGCCGUCAUUGCCCUCAAGGACAACAAGGUGGCAAUCGUCCAGACCUCCCUGAUUGGCUCCAUCCUGUCCAACCUGCUCCUCGUCAUGGGCUUUUGCUUCUUUUUUGGCGGCUUGCGCCGGCAAGAGCAGCACUUCAACCACACCGUCGCCCAAACGGCCGCUUCCCUGCUGGCCUUGGCCGUCGCCUCGGUCAUUGUUCCGUCCGUUUUCGAAGUCGCCGCGCCGAAUGUGGGCCAGGACGAGAUCGCCAAGAUGUCGAGAGGAACCGCCGUCAUCCUCCUCGUCGUGUACGCCGCCUACCUUUUUUUCCAGCUCAAGACCCACCAGGCCGUGUUCAACGAGGAGAGCCAGAAGGUGCCGGCAAAGCCCUGGUCAACUGGAGGUCUGGGAUCCGGCGCCGUCAAGCAAGGCCUCGCCAUGCCCAGCGGGCUCAUGGGGUACGGGAUGCCUGCCCAGGACGAGAACCAGCGGCUGUCCAAGAUGCUCAUGCCCCGCCGCCGCGCCGAGGACGACGAGGACGAGGAAGAGGACCCCCAGCUUCACUUCUUUGUUGCCUUGGGCACGCUGCUGGUCUCCACCGUCAUCAUCGCCUUUUGCGCCGAAUCAAUGGUUGGCUCCAUCGACGACAUUACGCAGGCGGGCGGCCUGAAGGAGGAGUUUGUAGGGCUCAUCUUGCUCCCCAUAGUCGGAAACGCCGCGGAACAUGCCACGGCCGUCACCGUCGCCAUCAAGGACAAGAUGGAUCUGGCCAUUGGCGUGGCCGUGGGGUCCAGCAUGCAGGUUGCGCUCUUCCUCAUCCCUCUUCUCGUCGUCAUUGGCUGGGGCAUGGGCAACAUCAACAUGGACCUGAGCUUCGACAUGUUUCAAGUAGCCGUCUUGUUUGUCGCCGUCUUGCUGACCAACUACCUAAUUGGCGACGGCAAGAGCCACUGGCUGGAAGGCUGGCUGCUGAUGUGCCUGUACGCCAUUAUCGGUGUCUGUGCCUUUUGGUAUCCCGAUAUUCAACUUGACAAGGCAAACGGGAAAGGGUCAUAG